AUGCAGGGCUGGCCGGAAGCAGUAGGGGAGGAGAGAUUCAAGCCAUAUGCAAAGCGCAAGUUAGAACUGAGUGUUCUGGAUGGCUGUAUCCUCUGGGGCUCCAGAGUGAUCGUCCCCCUACCCGGGCAGGCACAGGUGAUGGAGGCCCUGCAAGAUGCCCACCCGGGAGUUUCUCGAAUGAAAAGCCUCGCCAGGUCAUUCGUGUGGUGGCCUGGGAUGUUGCGUCAAGACUGUUUUUGGUCGCAUCCGUGGCAGUGGCCCCGCCGUGCUUGGUCCAGGCUCCACCUGGAUUUUGCAGGUCCAUUUAUGGUCCAGACCUUCCUGGUGCUGGUGGAUGCACAUUCGAAAUGGCUUGAGGCACAUAUCAUGUCAAAUAUCACAGCAGCCGUUACCACUGACAAGCUCAGAGGCAUCUUUGCCAUACACGGCUUACCAGACACAGUGGUGACAGACAAUGGUGCCACUUUCACCAGUGCCAUUUUCAAAGAGUUUAUGGAGAAAAAUGGGAUCAGACAUGUCUGCUUUGCCCCCUAUCAUCCCGCCUCAAAUGGACUAGCUGAGCGAGCUGUGGGAACACUGAAAGAUGCAUUGAGAAAAAUGACAGGACAUUCUCUAGAAACCAAGCUCUCUCGUUUCCUUUUCCAGUACCGGAUCACUCCACACACCACGACAGGGGUAUCCCCAGCAGAGAUGCUUUUUGGGAGGAGGCCAAAGUCACACCUCGAUCUUCUUCAUCCAGACAUCGAAGAGAGAGUGGUCCGGGGGCAGGACACACAAAAGCUGAGGCGUGAUCAGCACGCAAAAGACAGAGUCUUUCAGCCAGGCGAUCAUGUUUAUGUCAAAAACUUUGCUACUGGUCUGCCCUGGCUGCCAGGGGUUAUUCAACACCAAACAGGGCCUGUGUCCUUUGUAGUGGAUUUGCUGGAUGGCAGGCAGGUGCGGAGGCACCAGGAUCACCUACAUGAUCGCUAUGAUGCAGGAGGGGAAGCGCGUCAACGUGGGGCACACAAGAACCGUGCAUUCAGCCCUGCAGGCUCAGUGGAAGUUCCUCAGACACCGGAAGAGGACCAAAGCACGCCUGAAGAGCCAGCAGCUCCGGGCACUCCGCUGGCUCAUCCAGCAGCUCCGGGCACUCCGCUGGGCCAACCGGCUGCGCCAAUGUUAAAUGUUAAAUUGGGGUUGCCCCACCGGGGCUAG
Messenger RNA from Engraulis encrasicolus (European anchovy), 1197 nucleotides. RefSeq lists its product as uncharacterized. The transcript has a single exon. The record is from RefSeq and is a predicted model, not a curated record. Gene Ontology annotation, biological process: DNA integration. Lineage: Eukaryota; Metazoa; Chordata; Actinopteri; Clupeiformes; Engraulidae. Bases 1 to 1197 code for a protein of 398 amino acids. Gene Ontology annotation, molecular function: nucleic acid binding.